Messenger RNA from Periophthalmus magnuspinnatus, 3518 nucleotides. It is a transcript of the gene git2a, whose product is annotated as G protein-coupled receptor kinase interacting ArfGAP 2a. Gene Ontology annotation, molecular function: protein binding; GTPase activator activity. The record is from RefSeq and is a predicted model, not a curated record. Gene Ontology annotation, biological process: regulation of ARF protein signal transduction; brain development. The transcript is spliced from 20 exons. Lineage: Eukaryota; Metazoa; Chordata; Actinopteri; Gobiiformes; Gobiidae. Bases 334 to 2616 code for a protein of 760 amino acids.
GCAGCUGCCUGUGCAUUGACCACUGCCAUAUUUCGAUGUAGUACUAGUCUGAGAAGACUAAACUACUAUAUAUGGGUAGUUACAUUGUCAAGACCUUCACUUAAAGUCUAUCAAUGUGACGGCGAGCAUCAUAGACUUGAUGUCGGCAGAAAAGGAUUUUGUGGGUUCUGUGCAUCUGCUAAUCCAAGCGAUUGGCUAAUUUAGCAACAGUAAAAUGUAGCUGGGCGUUAUUAUGGUUAUAGCUGGUUUUGUCAUCCGUGCGCAAGUUGGCCAAUGAGAUAUUUCAGGGAAAUAACUCAAAGUGGAUUUUAAAAGAUCUUAUUUCAAUAAAGGAUGUCUAAUCGCCUGCGAAACACCGAGGUCUGUGCAGACUGCAGUGUGCCAGAUCCACGCUGGGCUUCUGUGAAUAGGGGCGUUUUGAUCUGUGAUGAGUGCUGCAGCGUGCAUCGAAGCCUGGGAAGACACAGCUCCCAAGUCCGCCAUUUAACGCACACACCGUGGCCUCCUACUCAGCUACAGAUGGUGCAGACUCUAUACAGCAAUGGUGCAAAUUCUAUCUGGGAGCACUCACUUUUAGACCCAACAUCUGUGAUGAGUGGAAAACGCAAGGCCAAUCCUCAGGACAAGCUGCAUCCAAACAAGUCUGAAUUUAUAAAAGCUAAAUACCAAAUGCUGGCUUUUGUCCAUCGAAUGCCAUGUCGGGAGGAUGACAGCAACACAGCAAAAGAUUUAAGUAAACAACUUCACUCAAGUGUGCGAACAGGAAACCUUGAGACAUGCUUGAGAUUACUAACAUUGGGAGCUCAAGCAAAUUUCUUUCACCCGGAAAAAGGAAGCACACCUCUGCAUGUGGCUGCGAAGGCUGGACAAGUAUUACAAGCUGAGCUGCUCACUGUUUAUGGGGCAGAUCCAGGGUCACCUGAUAGUAAUGGCAAGACUCCAAUUGACUAUGCAAGAGAAGCUGGGUAUAAUGACGUGGCAGACAGAUUGGUUGAGAUCCAGUUUGAACUUACAGAUCGACUGGCUUUUUAUCUUUGUGGGAGAAAACCAGAUCAUAGGAAUGGACAGCACUUCAUAAUCCCCCAGUUAGCAGACAGCAGUUUGGAUUUAUCAGAACUGGCCAAAUCUGCAAAGAAAAAGCUACAGUCUCUCAGUAAUCACUUAUUUGAGGAGCUCGCGAUGGAUGUGUAUGAUGAGGUUGACCGGCGAGAGACAGAUGCAGUGUGGCUGGCUACACAGAAUCAUAGCACCCUUGUGUCUGAGACAACUGUGGUGCCUUUUCUUCCUGUCAACCCCGAAUAUUCUUCCACUAGAAAUCAGGGACGUCAGAAACUUGCAAGAUUUAAUGCACACGAAUUUGCAACUCUUGUCAUUGAUAUAUUAAGUGAUGCUAAACGCAGACAGCAAGGGAAUUCAGGAGUCAGUCCCCAAGAUAAUUUAGAUCUAAUUUUCAAAAAUCUAUCUGUAAAGCAUUUUGGUGGUAGUCCAGAUAACGACCAGCCUGACUAUGACAGUGUGGCUUCUGAUGAGGACACUGAUCAAGAUAUGCCCACCAGCAAAGAAGACAGAACAAAGAGCCUGGAUUCAGACCUCUCAGAUGGCCCCAUAACUAUGCAAGAAUAUAUGGAUGUGAAAAAUGCUCUCACUCUUUCUGAGGCAAAGAUUCAGCAGCUAAUGAAAGCCAACAGUAACCUGAGCGACGAGUUGAGGUUGAUGCAGAAAAAGCUUCAAUCUCUGCAAACUGAGAACUCCUCUCUAAGGCGGCAGGCCAGUCCCAGUCAGUAUCAGAGUCCCAGCAGCUCAGAGCACCCUGACCCCUCCAGCCCCUCCGCCCACAAGCGGAGACAGUCUUCACGAGCCAGUCGGCCCAUGUCUAUGUAUGAGACUGGCUCAGGUCUGAAGCCCUAUAUCCCUAAAGGGGAAAUGCCCUACCCCGAGGAGACCCUCCUUACCCUGCAACCCUUUACACCUCAUACGGAAAGGGGUGCUUUUGGUGUUACCUCCUCAUCUCUACCCUCAUUUCCAUCCACCUUGUCAUGGUUUAAAGAAGACAGUGUUGUGAAGGCUUCAAAGUUGGAUAAGCAGAUGAGCAUGCCUGAAAGCGAUUAUGAUAAUGCAUUUAAUGACUCAGAGAUGGACGACAUGAGUCUCUGUAGGAGAGGAAGGCUGCGCAGCAGUGGCUGGCCGGGAGAGGGAAGCUCAAUCCCAGAGUUUGAUGAUGUAGAGAUGGAAACAGACCCCACACUUCCCAGCACUGAAGACGUCAUCCGCAAAACAGAGCAGAUAACCAAAAAUAUCCAGGAGUUGCUGCGAGCGGCCCAAGACGGCAAACACGAGAGCUUCAUACCCUGCUCAGAAAGAAUUUAUGUGGCUGUAACAGAAAUGGCUGCCCUCUUUCCAAAGAAACCUCGUUCAGAGACCGUGAGAGGCUCUCUGCGUUUGUUGACAUCCAGUGCCUGUCGACUGCAGGCUGAAUGUAAGAAGGCUGUGCCUUCAAAUGGCGGCCAGGCUCCGGAUAUGCAGCUGGUCACACAGCAGGUCAUACAAUGUGCUUAUGACAUUGCUAAAGCAGCCAAGCAGCUAGUGACCAUCACCACAAAGGAGAACACCAACUAAGAGCACUUGAAGCCAACAUCUCAUUUCAUAUUUUUGUAGUGUUUUAUUUUCAAAAAUUGCAUUUGUGAUAUAUGCAUGUUGUUAUUUAUUUUGAGUAAAGCUGACAAAUGUAUAUUAGAUAUGUCAAUAAUUAAUAUGUGCACAAGGAAAAAAAACAAAAACUAAAAUAGUAUAUAUUGCACAAGUACAGUCCUGUAAUUCAGACAAUAUACUGGAAAUAGCUAGCAGGCCUAGGAAAUAUGAAUUAUGUAAAUUGUGUCAAGAGCUGGUAAUGUAUCGUACAUAUAUUUGUCUUUUAUGGUUUAAUACUACAUGUAUCCAUAUGCAUAUGGAUCAUCCCAAAGCAUCAAUGGAUACUUAAAGCCAUAAAUGAGUGAGAACUUUACUGCGACAAGAUAGUAAUUUAACACUCUAUCUAAGAGCUUCCCUUUAUUUAUUGCACUGUGCAAGCCUCAACCACUGUAUGUUUACCCAUCUAAACAGAAUGGGUCAGGUCUCCUUGUUGUGAUUUUAUGUACCUUCAGUUCUUCGCUUCAGUGUUUGAUGAAAAAUCGCAAGGCUGGUCCCCCACAUACUUUAAUUUAGUUAGCAGUUCAUGUAUAAUAGUGUUUUUUGUAUAGUGUGUCUGUUCUUCGAUAUAAGUUCAAUCAACAAUGAACUGUAAAAUGUUUAUAUUGCUGUGUUUUCAUGAAACUCUGGACUAUAUUAUCUGUGCCAGUAACAGUGUUGGGGCUAAGAUACAAAGCAAAAGCUAUUAAUGGUGUGCAUUUCAAUGUGUGUGUUUUUUUAUGUGCAACAAAUGGGGUAAUACAAGUUUUAAAGGUUAUACCACAUGUUCUCUGCCAUUUCAAACUAAAAUAAUGCUCUUCUCUGUCCUACAAAAUGCAUCCAUGUGUGGCAUG